Messenger RNA from Harmonia axyridis, 3324 nucleotides. RefSeq lists its product as uncharacterized. Lineage: Eukaryota; Metazoa; Arthropoda; Insecta; Coleoptera; Coccinellidae. The coding region runs from base 125 to 2053 and encodes 642 amino acids. The transcript is spliced from 9 exons. The record is from RefSeq and is a predicted model, not a curated record.
AAUCUUGUUUAUAACCUCAGAGUUUAAAAUUCUAACCCAUUUUUAAAACAAUCAACAAUUCUUUACAAUCACAGAUAACAGAGUUUACAAUCAUUCAAUCUCAACUGAAAUUUUAUUGUUCAACAUGAUAACUCGACGAAAAUUAAAACUUCGGAAUAAAUUAAUCAUAAUUUUUUUCGUUACUCUCUCCAUAUUUUUUUUAUACACAGGAAUAAGAUAUGCUUUUCCUCCUGAAAUUGAUAGAGAAACUCUUUUGAAACAAAUUGAACUCAGUAUAGCUAAAGAAAAUGAUUCUUUACUAUGUAAACCUCCAAAUUUGCUUGUUUAUUCACCUGAAAUGAUGAAAUUUAUUCAUAAUGUACGUCCUAUUGACUGUAAACCAGCUGGAACCAAUUGGGUGAAAUGUAAAGGUUCUAUUUGUUCAAUUCAAGAGGAAGCUAUAAAUGCUUAUGGAAAAAUUCAAUGCGAAUUCACAGAUAUACUUAGAGUGGAUGAUUAUGAGAAUAAAGAGGGCAAAACCACUAUUGUAGAUGACACAUAUCAGUUAAUUGAGAGUGAUCUGGUUAAAGUAGCAUGUAAAUCAGCUAGUAGUAAGUGGUCUACAGUUUUAACCACUAUAAGAAAAAAUGACACCCUUUGGAGGGAAUCUAGUUGGGAUAAAAUUCCAGACGAAGCUCUUAAAAUGAACGUCCUUAUGUUCGGUGUUGAUUCAGUUUCAAGAAAUUUAUUUAUGAGAAAGCUGCCCCAAACAUUCAAUUAUAUUACGAAAAGUUUGAAGGGUUUAGUUUUGAAAGGUUACAAUAUUGUUGGAGAUGGUACACCUCAAGCACUUAUUCCUAUGUUAACUGGUAAAACAGAAUUGGAACUUCCUGACACAAGAAAACGAUUUCAAGGUACUGAAUUUGUUAAUUCUUAUCCCUUUAUUUGGAAUGAAUUUAAAAAGGCUGGUUAUGUGACUGGAUAUUUGGAGGAUAUGCCACUUUACGGAGUUUUUACUUAUAGAUUGAAGGGAUUCCAGGAAUCGCCCACGGACCAUUAUAUGAGGCCUUAUUAUUUGGCAGAGCAAUCAGAACAUAAAAAGUGGCCUAAAUUGUGCACCGCCAACACACCUCGGCACAAAGUUAUGACGAAUUUUAUCAAAGAUUUUUAUCAAACCUAUCAGGCUAAACCUAAAUUUAUGUUUGGGUUCCAUGGUGAAUUAUCUCAUGACGAUUAUAAUUUAGUUGGUGCAGCAGACAAAGAUUUUAAAGUGUUUUUACAAGAUUUAAAUGAGUCUAAUUUAUUGAAUAACACAGUUUUAAUAAUAUUUGCAGAUCAUGGUCAUAGGUUUGCCGAAAUAAGAAAUACUCUACAAGGAAAACAAGAAGAAAGAUUACCAUUUUUUUCAGUGAUAUUGCCUCCUUGGUUCCAAAAAAAAUACCGCAAGCUUUAUAAAUCUUUAGCAGCAAAUGUUGAGAGAUUAGUAACCCCGUUUGAUGUUCACGCAAUGUUGAAGAGUGUGCUGAACAUGGACAUUAAUGAAAAGAAUGACAAGAAUGGAAGAUCCAUUUCCUUAUUAUCAGAGAUUCCUACAAAUAGAACUUGCUCAAAGGCCUUCAUAGAACCUCAUUGGUGUGCAUGUUUGGCUUGGCAUCCAUUGGAAAUAACUUCUCCGAUAAUACCUUACCUGAGUAAGACCUUGAUUGAAACAUUGAAUAACUAUACUGAUCAGUAUCGGAAUUUAUGUGAUGUAUGGAAACUGCAAAAGAUAAACUGGGCCAGUAAGCUGAUACCGAAUGAAAAUUUAGUCAAAUUCAGGCAAAAUUCUGAUCGUGACGGUUUUGCAGCUGAUCUAAGUGCUGAUACACAAAUCGAAACAGAGGCAUACCAAAUAAGUGUAGAAUUAACACCAGAUGGUGCCUUAUUUGAAGCCAGUGUUACUCAUAAAAUAUCAGAUGACAGUUUUUUGGUCAGGAUUAGUGAUAUAAGUAGAAUAAAUAUGUAUGGAAAACAGGCAAGAUGUAUUGAAGACAAUUAUCCUCAUCUCAGAAAGUUUUGUCACUGCAAAAAUUGAAACUGUAUAUAUCUCAAACAGUAUUGAAGAGAAUUUUGAACGCCACAUCUACACAACAUUAAUGAUUUAUAAUUUUGAACAGAUUCUAGUCAUAAUUUUUGUUUGAAAAUAGAUUCUCUUAGAGCCAACAUAUGAUUGAAUGAAUGGAAGGAUUCAGAAAUUAACCAUCUGAAUUAUUUAAUAAUCAUUUAUUUCAGACCUCGAUUACAGUUGUAUUACAAAUCUUAAAAUUCAAUUUCAAUAUUCUCAACUGAAUAUUGAAGAAGUUUAAAGAUAUUGAUAUCCUAAUAGAUUGGAUUUUUAAAAUAAAUCAUUUUGACAAAAGAAAUAUGCAAAAGAAAAGCUGUAAGAAAAAAGAUAAUUCAAAUGAAUUUUCUUGUUAUUGGAUUGUGUUGAUGUUAUUCUCAGUAUAUUGCUUAUCUCAUUUUAAACUUGUACAUACUUGUGGUCCCUGGACCGGAGUAUAUAUAAAUCUUAAGAUCAAUAUUAGUAUAAGGCUUUUUUGGUUACGAAAUAAUAGUUCCUUUAACGGGCUGCUAAUAUACAAGGUGUUCCAAAUUGUAGGUACAAAGGAAAAUGAGUGAUUCCUUGAAUAAUUUUAAGAAAAAAAGGAGUAUAAACGUUUUGAAUGCAAAUCUUCAGGGUGAUAUUUUUUCUGGAACAGUGCCUGCUUCUUUCCUCCGGAUUUUUUUUUUGUGGCCCACUGGUAGAAAAAUGUGAAAAGAAACUUUGGUCCAUUACUACAAUUUUUGGUUUUUUGUAGUUUUGUCGUAGCUGACCGAUUUUGAGAAAAAAAAUCAAACAGUUCUCUAUUAAUCUUCAGCAAAAUCCAAAUUAUUGUGAAGAUCCAUUUUGCAUGCUGUGAUGAAUAAAUUAAUUAUAGGUUUUGGUACUUAUUCCCAAUCUAUAAUAGAAGGGUGAGAAUUGGUAAAACCUUUUUCCAUAAAAUUAUCCAAAGAAUCUCUCAUUUUCCUUUGUACCUCCAAUUAAGGAAAACCCUGUAUUCAAAUUAAUAUUCAUGACAUAUUAUGAAUUUUUCGAAAUGUAUUAUUUUAAGAUGGAAAAUUUUUCUUUACACGAUUAGUUAACUGAUGCAUUAUCGGAUAUAAGGACCUCAUUAAAAGAUAAGUGCCUUAUGUUGUAUUAUGUUUUAAUGACUCUUUUGCCAGAAAAGUAUUUUCAAGUUUUACCUAACAUCAAUAUGUAUUAUAAUUUUUUUCUCAUUGUGUUUUGUAUAUUUUUUUAUUGGAAAUAAAAGUAAUAAAAAAAUA